AUGCCGGCUAUUCGGGCUGAUAACCCGAGGCCUUUUUACGACUACAAUGGCAUGACCUACACACUUUAUGUCGACACCCCUCGGCCAAACACACCCGACCCUCCGUGCCCGAGUUGCCGAUCUCAAACGCACCUCACCCUCGGUGUCAUGACGCUCACCACCGAGACCCUCCCAACUGCACUCGACCUCCUGCACCACCUCCCAACUCUCCCACCCGCAAGCGCACCCACGAUUGUCACCCUCGACAUCCUCAGAAGGGAAUCUCGACGUCGUGCCCACGUCCAUCUCGCCCCGACCUCUGUUCAGCCAAAUCAACGAGAUCUUCCCCGAGGGAGGCUUCAUCACCGACACGCGUCCCCUCAAGCGCACUUGAUGCUCAUACAGACGACCCAGGACAAAUCGACCUCUACCGUUUGA
Molecule: messenger RNA, 417 nt
Organism: Desarmillaria tabescens
Lineage: Eukaryota; Fungi; Basidiomycota; Agaricomycetes; Agaricales; Physalacriaceae
Exons: 2
Coding region: 1-417 (138 amino acids)
Source: RefSeq, a predicted model, not a curated record